Messenger RNA from Rotaria sp. Silwood2, 1191 nucleotides. The record is from the annotation of a GenBank genome assembly. Lineage: Eukaryota; Metazoa; Rotifera; Eurotatoria; Philodinida; Philodinidae.
AUGACCGAGUCUGACGGGCAGAAAUUACAUGAUUAUCUCACUAGUCUUCGAGAUGGACUACAACUUGAAGCAACCCGCACAACUUCUAUCGAAACCACGUUAACUACUGUACAGUCUACAGUAACUCAACUUGAACAGAAUUUUAACGAGAAAGUAAAUCAUCUCUCCACGGCUCAUGAGUUAAAAUAUCAGCAAUUAGAUGACACGAUUCAACACCUAGAUACCCAAUUUCAGGACUUUCGUACUUAUGUUUCUACACAAAUAUCCGAAUUAACGGCUGAAAUUCGUGCAACACUUGCUGCUGUUCGUAGUUCCCCACCCAUACCCGCUCCAACAACUCCAUUACCUCCCUCUUCUUCUAAUAACUCCAUACACUCUCAUUCUUUACUAAAUGUUCCUUCUCCACCAGACACCUUACUCUCUCUUCCUGCACGACAAACAGUCAUCAUCCAACAACCUACAAUAGCUCCUUCUUUUUCAGGCAAAACUGAAGAAAAACCACGUCCAUUCCUCUUACAACUCCAUCAAUAUACCAACUCAUCUUAUGGAUGGGACAAAGAAAUGUUACUUCAAAAUAUAGGCCAAUUUUUGAAAGGUACUGCUUUUGAGUGGUAUACUCAAAUCAUCACUAGCCAUAGUCCUCCUCUCCAUUGGGAUACAUUUCAAACUCUCUUCUUACAACAAUUUAGUUCACCGUUGCGACUUGCACAAAUCGAGCAGGAAUGGAAUAGAUCCAUUCAACGACCUGAUGAAUCAAUCAACGAAUUUCUCGUUCGUUUACGCAGUCUCUGGUCAGAACAUAAACCGCACGAAACAGAGCGUGAUCUUGUUAGACAUCUUUUUACUAAAAUUCGCCCUGAAUUAGUCCCUCUGAUCGGUGUUCUUAGCGAUCCUACUCUUGAAAAUUUUCUUGAGCGAGCCCGAGAAGCUGAACUUAUUGAUUUUUCUCGUUCCAAACAAACUACGCACAUUGAAAAAUCUAAUACUACUAUUUCAGCUACUCUUCAUUCGUCAACUAGCUCCCACACAUCUAAUCCUCGUCAAUCUCAUAUUAUCUGCUAUAAAUGUAAUAUUCCAGGACAUUUAGCAUCCCAAUGUACUCGUACUCAGUCUUCUAGAUAUCCUUCAAAUUCAAAAAACUACGACGGAGUCUUACUGAUGAGAGGUGGCGGGACUCCGAAAAUUAUCUAA